GUUAAAAAGUGGAGCAUGUGUUUGAGUCACUGUUGGAGUCAAAUAAAAGACACUCACCCACUCUUGUAGUAGUAAAAAGAAAAAAAAGAAAAAAGCUAAAGUUUGGUGUGAACGGAGCGUGUGAGAGAUGUUUUCACCUCUGAGCGGCGGACAAGUUUAAAUGUGCCGCAUAUCAGAGCGCUUUCUCUCCUAGGUGAGGAUAAAACAGUCCAGAUUCUGCUGCUUUUGUUGUUAUUUUUCUUCUUUCUUUUUUUUCUCUCUCUUCCUUUUUACUGGCAGUCUGAGUUAAGCUUAUGACUUUUGACACACUCGGGGAGCGACGCUGCAAAUGGGCGGCAUAGGUGGCAGCCUCUACCUCAGCAUGUUGAAUGGGACUGAAGCGCAAACUCUCGGAAAGAGCGUCGACAUCAGCAGCCACCUCCACCGCGGCGGCAAGGAUCUAGCCGAGUUUAAGAUGGGCAUCCAGGACGCCCGCUUCUACUAUCCGGACUCGGUUCAGGGCGGCCAGGACCCUCUCACCCUGCCCUACCACACGGAGCAGACAGUGGGGGGUUACGGGGCGCAGCCCGGCAGGUUUUACGCGCAGACCCUGAGCGGCUGCCCCUACGGCGGCGUGCGCUCUCCGCAGAGGAGCGGCGCCGGGCAGGGAUACGUCCCCGCGGCGGGAGAGGGUUUCCCCACUGGAGGUAAAGACCCGGUGUACUCCCCCUCUGCGGAGAACUACCCGGCGGGCUUCCAGCACGGCUACCAGCGGCCUCUCUACCCUUUACCUGGGCUGCAGGUGUGCGGGAAGACCCAGGUUCUGCUAAAUAACUACCCGCUGUGGGCCAAGUUUCACAAGUUCCAGACCGAGAUGAUAAUCACCAAGCAGGGCAGGAGGAUGUUUCCCUUCCUGAGCUUCAACAUCAGCGUGCUGGAUCCGUCUGCCCACUAUAACGUCUACGUAGACGUGGUUCUGGCCGAUCAGCACCACUGGAGGUACCAGGGAGGCAAAUGGGUCCAGUGUGGGAAAGCAGAGGGAAACAUGCCAGGGAAUCGGAUGUACAUGCACCCUGACUCUCCUAACUCCGGGGCUCAUUGGAUGAGACAAGAAGUGUCAUUCAGCAAGCUCAAGCUCACCAACAACAAGGGCAGCACCAACAACGUGGCACAGAUGAUUGUGCUCCAGUCGCUCCACAAGUACCAGCCACGUCUUCACAUAGUGGAGGUGAAGGAGGACGGCUCAGAGGACCCCUUCCUGUCCUCUAAAGCUCAGACCUUUGUCUUUCCAGAGACGCAGUUCAUCGCCGUCACCGCUUAUCAGAACGCAGACAUCACUCAGCUGAAAAUAGACCAUAACCCCUUCGCAAAAGGUUUCCGCGACAAUUACGACACGCUCUACGCUCCUCCCGACUCUGAUCGCCUCACCCCUUCUCCUACAGAGGGCCAGCAGUUGUUACCGGGGACCUGCUACCCACAGAGCUACCUUUCUGAACAAUAUAUUAGCCCCCUGUCGCAGACCCGCUUCUACGGCCGCGAUCACAUCGGCAUGGGCCAGCAGCACAAAGACCCGUCCUCUAGUCCGGGACCGCACAGUCGCUGGUACCUGCCCCCGCAGCAGAACAUACCACCAAACCGGCUUGACUUCGCAUCCUCCUAUGAGGGGGACUUUUCUGGAAACGGCUUCUACAAGCCGUUCCCCCUGCAGACGUCCGCUCACCAUGCCCUCAGCUACUACCCAGAGCAUCCUUUUGCGUCGAGCAGCGUGUCGGUAUCAGCGGCCGGGUCAGCGGGAUGGAGCGCCAGCAGGCACACCCCACAGUAUCCCAGCAAACCCGCCCCCAGUCUGAGCUGGUUCAGGCCCAUUUCGUCCUCUUCUUCCUCGUCGUCGUCUUCCACGCCCCCCGGGAACCCCAGGCUGCACGCGCCCUCGCUCCUGGAGUCCCUGCAGCCGCCCGUGCUGCACGAAAAGCCGAAAGACCCCACCGGGGUGGCAGCCGAGGACCCCUGGCUCGAGCCGCCCUCCGUCAAAUCAGCAGACUCGGCCGACUCGGGCAUGUUCGAGGGAAACAAGAAGAGGAGAGUGUCGCCCUACACGUCCAGCACUGAAAACUCCCCGCCUCCGCGUGCUGGGGAGGUCUGUGAAAAAGACAGCAACAGCGAUCCAGACUACUACGGCUAUUACACCCACUGAGGGCCUCCCGUUUCAUCACAGACGUUUCCUAACGCCCUCUCACAGCGCCCCUGAGUCUGUCCGGUCUGCAAGGUCUUCAUGAUGGAUUGACACAAAACAGAACCACAAAACGUAAGCCCUCACAGUGAUAAACAUCCACAGCGUAAAGUUUCAUCUCACAAGAGUCAAAAUGAUCACAGGAGGAACUCUUUAAAGGACAGCGACAAAGUAAACAGAAGUGGAUGUGACUGGGUCUCUGGCCUACAGUCACAUAAACACCAAACAGACAUACAGAGGUGUGACUGAAAGUCUUUGAAACAUCUGGAGAUUUAAGAGAGGGCGGGGGAAGCCCAAACAUCUGCAUAUCUGCUUGCUGACAGAUGCCUGCAGGAAUUGUCUGUUCUUUCUGCAUCAAACCCACUCCGGCUGCGGUGCCAUGUCUCGUCUGUGUCUUCCUUCGCACCCUCAGCCGUUUACACAUUUCUUCGUGAUGUGCUCACGUUCAUUUCUCCCAGUGAUUCUACGCCGAAACUGGUUAGCAGAAAUAAAAUUUAAAAAAAAGAAGAAAAAAAAAAACACAGAAAAACUCAUGUCCUCUCUCACCUUUAGCUCAUGAUAAACGAUGCAGCUCCCACUUGUGGCAGUGGAGGAGAAGUGCAGGCAGUCGGUGGAAAAGGUCAAAGUCAGAGCAGGGUUUAGUACAGCUUAGCAGAUGCGUGUUAAUAGUGUGGCAGUGACGGCAAAAGCACAAUGAAAUAGACACAUUAUCUGGAGGUUGCGCAGCAUCUGGCAGUGAUCAUUCAUGCAUAAUGUUUAAUCAUACACACAAAGUUGAAAACAAAGGCAGAUUCAGGCCCUUUAAUGUGUUCAAACACCUAGACGUUUUCCAAAUUUUCUCUCAUUAUUACCCCAAACUUGUUUUUUAAUGCCAUUCUGUGAUAGACCAAUGCAAAUUAGUGAAUAAUUAUGAAGCUCAACAACUUUUUGAUACUUUUUAUUUUUAUUUUUUACAAAUAAUUAAAAAAAAAGUGACAUUUGAAUUCAACCCCAGCUCAAAGUGUGCAUGGAGAGACUGAAAUUUCUGACCGUUCAUCUGUGCAAAAACACCUUAACUUUAAAUUUUCAAUCAAUUGCUAAUCAGAUUUAAUUCUUGGCCAUUCUUACAAAUUUAUUUGUUUUGAUCUAGAGUUCAAUCUCAUGUAGGAAGAUGAUCCACAGCUCCAGGCUCAAGUCUCUGCAGUCUCUAUCGAGUUUUCCUCCAGGUUUAAUCCAUGCUCCCAACAACUCUUACCGGUUUUAGUGUCUCUGAAAAAAAGCAUCUCCGCUGUAAGUUGCCACCUUUGCUUUAUGGUGGAGAUGGUGUGAUCAGGAUUUUGGUUUUCUGCCUCACCAUUUUGUAUGUAGGUGAAAAAAUAGAAUUUCAUUGAACCUGAUCACCUUCACCUCCUCUCUUCCCUCUAUUUUAACAAUUGAUUUCUUAACACAUAAAUCCCAGAUUUGCUGACUGUAACGUCACUGGAUAUCCCCCAUAUGCGUCUCUGCAGCUCCGUCAGAGUAACCAAGGGUCUCCUUCAUGGUUUUCUGAUUAAUUGUCUCGUUGGCCAGUCUGUCAAUUUAGGUAGGCAUCGUUGUCUUGGUAAGUUUGUAGUUGUGCGAUACUCUUUCCAUUUUCAGGUGAUGGAGACAUCACUACUCUUUAAGUUUGGAAUAUCUGCUAUAAACUUCAAUCACUCACCCUUUUUUUUUCCACUUAACUUUUAGCAGCAGCUGCAGGGUAACGAUUGAGUUAGAUAGAUUGUACUUUAUGGAAAAAGCUUCACACAAGACUAGCUGAGGCACGCGGGUGUAGAGUGCGAAGAUUCUGACCUUGCAAUAAUUAGUCGAUGUUAAAUCACUCCCGUCAAUAAACCCACAAUCAGUAUGAGCAUCAAUAACUGCCGAACAGCGUUAUUGAUGCUGUUCGGCAUCAAUAAGAGAGGAGAAGAGAAGAGAACCACGCAGGCUUUUAAAACACAGACAAAAUGGCAGUCAUUCUGUAGAUCAGUUGAUAGCAGGUCGUGAGGACGCCCACAUGCACCUGUAGUUAAACUGUCAGCCUUAGACCACAAUAAACAGGAAGCACAAAGUGACCAGACCGACACUCUGAAUUUCCCCCCUGGUCUCAGGACCCAUCAUGUGGUGACGCUGGUUGACAGAGGCCCGGCUCCUGGCCUGGUGACAGAAAUAAAGAGUGAGGCCACAGUCGGAGCUGAUCAGAGGUCUGCUUCUCACUCCUCACCAGGUGUGCUAAACGCCUCAGACAACACCGGAGGCGACAAGCGAGCGCCCGGUGUUAUCUAUCAGGGAAAUUUCAGUGUUGACCGUCCAAGCUCAAAUUGAUUACACGUGUGAAAUGCAUGGAGAUGGUGUUAACUGAUGGAGCCAUUACUACUGCGACGAGCAGAAAUUCAACAACUGCCACAUGCGGUUAAAGCCAAGUAGGAAUGCUCGUUUUUUUUUUUUUUUUUAAAAAGCAUGUUUACAUUUUAACCUCUUUGUAAAUUUAAUGAGUCUGUAGACUGUAAAUUUGCAGGGAAAAGAAAGGGGAAUAUUUAAAAGCAUUUCUAAAACAGUUUCAAUGAAACAAAAGGUUGUUGCAUCCACCUAUAUCCAUUUCUAUUCAUGUUUAUAACCGCUCAUCCUUGCAGAGCUGCAGGGAGGACUGGUUCCUAUCUACAGGGGUCCUGGACACCCAGGAUAGGUUAUCAGCAUACAGACACACACAUGUUCACACCUAAGAACAAUUUAGAGAGGCCGACUAACCUACGUCAUGUUUUUGAACUGUGGGAGGAUGCUGGAGUACCCAGAGAGAACCCACAAAUACACAAGGAGAACAG
Molecule: messenger RNA, 5028 nt
Organism: Poecilia latipinna (sailfin molly)
Lineage: Eukaryota; Metazoa; Chordata; Actinopteri; Cyprinodontiformes; Poeciliidae
Gene: tbx21
Product: T-box transcription factor 21
Exons: 6
Coding region: 329-2173 (614 amino acids)
Biological process (GO): regulation of transcription by RNA polymerase II; cell fate specification; lymphocyte migration
Cellular component (GO): chromatin; nucleus
Molecular function (GO): DNA-binding transcription factor activity, RNA polymerase II-specific; RNA polymerase II cis-regulatory region sequence-specific DNA binding
Source: RefSeq, a predicted model, not a curated record